CCCUUCUCGGCGUGGGUGUGCAGUGUGCGCCCUUAUGUGGGGUGUGCAAGUGAUGUCCCCAAGCGCUGGAAGUUUCUGGUUGCUUGCAUUGGACCCCGCCUUGUCGCAGUUUAAGGAGCAUCUGGGCCUGUGGAGCUUUGAGAGAUUGGUUGGUCAAAAUCCAGCAGCACAUAAUGACUUCAACAAAUAAAGCAGUUGAAUUACAACUGCAAGUGAAACAAAAUGCAGAAGAAUUACAAGACUUUAUGAGGGAUUUAGAAAACUGGGAAAAAGAUAUUAAACAAAAGGAUACAGAGCUAAGAAGACAGAAUGGUGUUCCUGAGGAGAAUUUACCUCCUAUUCGAAAUGGGAAUUUUAGAAAAAAGAAGAAAGUCAAAGCUAAACAGUCUCCUAAAAAGGCCAAAGAUGAAAACACAAAAAACAGGAUAAAAUCUUAUGAUUAUGAAGCAUGGGCAAAACUUGAUGUGGACAGUAUCCUUGAUGAGCUUGACAAAGAAGAAAAUAAUCAUGAUUCUGUAUCUCAAGAAUCAGAGUCAGAAGAAGAUGGAAUUCGUGUAGAUUCACAGAAGGCUCUUGCUCUAAAAGAAAAGGGCAAUAAAUAUUUUAAACAAGGAAAAUAUGAUGAAGCAAUUGAAUGCUACACCAAAGGCAUGGACGCUGAUCCGUAUAACCCUGUGUUACCAACAAACAGAGCAUCUGCAUACUUUAGAUUGAAAAAAUUUGCAGUUGCUGAAUCUGACUGUAAUUUAGCAGUUGCCUUGAAUAGAAGUUACACAAAAGCCUAUGCAAGACGAGGUGCUGCUCGGUUUGCUUUGCAAAAAUUAGAGGAUGCCAAGAAAGAUUAUGAGAAAGUGUUAGAAUUGGAACCAAAUAACUUUGAAGCAACAAAUGAAUUGAGGAAAAUUAAUCAGGUUUUAAAUUCCAAACAAAACUCAUAUCCAAAGGAAGUUGGUACAGUGAUUAAGUCAAAUCAAGGAGAGGAAAAACAAACUGAAGAGCAACGGAAUAAGCAGCAGGCUGUCUCAGAGAAGGAUCUGGGGAAUGGAUUUUUCAAAGAGGGGAAAUAUGAAAGAGCAAUUGAAUGCUAUACUCGAGGGAUAGCAGCAGAUGGCACUAAUGCUCUUCUUCCAGCUAACAGAGCAAUGGCAUAUCUGAAGAUUCAGAAAUAUGAAGAGGCUGAACAAGACUGCACGCAAGCUAUUUAUUUAGAUGGCUCAUAUUCUAAAGCUUUUGCCAGAAGAGGAACUGCAAGAACAUUUUUGGGAAAGUUAAUUGAGGCCAAACAAGAUUUUGAAACUGUUUUGCUUCUGGAACCUGGGAAUAAACAAGCAGUAACUGAACUUUCCAAAAUUAAAAAGGAAUUAAUUGAGAAAGGAUUUUGGGACAAUGUCUUUCUUGAUUCCACACAAAGGCAUAAUGUGGUAAAACCCAUUGAUAAUCCAUCUCAUUCUGGAUCAACUAAACCACUCAAGAAGGUUGUUAUUGAAGAAACUGGUAAUUUGAUACAGACUAUUGAUGUGCCAGAUAGCACUACUGCUGCUACUCCAGAAAGUAAUUCUAUUAAUCUAGCAAAUGUAAUAGCAACCACAGGCACUCUAAGUAAGAAGAAUUCAAGCCAAGAUGACCUUUUGCCCACAAGUGAUAUUCCAAAAGCAAAAGUGUUGAAAAUAGAAGAAAUCAGUAAUACUUCAGCCCCAGAGUCUCAAGUCAAUUUGAAACAGGAUGUUUGUCAGUCUUUAAGUGAGAAGAUUUCUAUAGAGCUAAAUAAAUCACCUGCUCAUUUUAUCACAGCUGUUCUUCCUUCAGUUCCUGCAAACUCAUUCCAGCUUGAAUCUGAUUUCAGACAACUGAAAAAUUCUCCAGAUAUGUUGUAUCAGUAUUUAAAGCAAAUUGAACCAUCCUUGUAUCCUAAGUUGUUUCAGAAAAAUCUAGAUCCACAUCUGUUCAACCAAAUCAUUAAAAUUCUGCAUGAUUUUUACAUUGAGAAAGAAAAGCCAUCGCUCAUCUUUGAAAUCUUGCAAAGACUUUCUGAAAUAAAAAGGUUUGAUAUGGCAGUGAUGUUUAUGUCUGAAUGUGAGAAAAAAAUUGCCCGUGCAUUAUUCAGUCAUAUAGACAAAUCAGGAUUGAAGGAUAAUUCUGUUGAAGAACUUAAGAAAAGAUAUGGUGGUUGAUUUCCAUUUUUACUAAAAUUGUCUUUGAUCUGUAUCAGUGCAUUUUUUUCUACUGAAAAUAGUGUUUUGCUUUUUAAGAAAUGAAAUCAUAGAGACAUUGGAUUAACUAAAGGGAAUUUUAAUUUAACUAGUGAGAAAUGUACUGAAAUGAAUUGUUUAUAAGUUUCACUCUGAAAAUAAAAACAUA
This is a messenger RNA of Condylura cristata (star-nosed mole), 2358 nucleotides long. RefSeq names its product RNA polymerase II associated protein 3 (gene RPAP3). Gene Ontology annotation, molecular function: protein binding. The transcript is spliced from 17 exons. The coding region runs from base 174 to 2171 and encodes 665 amino acids. The record is from RefSeq and is a predicted model, not a curated record. Lineage: Eukaryota; Metazoa; Chordata; Mammalia; Eulipotyphla; Talpidae.